Molecule: messenger RNA, 1486 nt
Organism: Suillus subaureus
Lineage: Eukaryota; Fungi; Basidiomycota; Agaricomycetes; Boletales; Suillaceae
Exons: 1
Coding region: 230-1060 (276 amino acids)
Source: RefSeq, a predicted model, not a curated record
GUGGUAUGAGCAAAAGGUUGCUUGCUCAUCGCAUUGUGACAAUAAUGUGAAAAUCGCGAUCGCGCUUUGUCGGAUCUAGUGGACGCGUCUGCUCACAAAGCGGUUCGUCAUUCAUCCACAAUCCACAAGUCCACAUCAUCCAGACAUAAAUCGGUACUCAACAUGACAUCUCCCAUCAACCCACCCUUGCUCCAUUCACAUCACAGUGUUCUUCACUACACCUGUCUCCAUGAGUCCCUACUCUCCUGACUACUAUCCCCGCUACCGCCCCGGAAUCUCAUUCGCUGUCCCUGCUCUUGCUACCAAGUAUCUUGCGGAGCAACGUGAGCGUGCACGGGCUCUGCGUUACCAACAGCAGCCCGUGAAUCAGCCUAGCCCAAUUGCCCUCCUUGCUCACGAGUACGAUGAAUUUCCCGACCAGCAGCGCAUGAUACGCGUCUUGCAUACCUGUAGGUCGCAGGAUGAGAAGAAUAUUGGCCACAUUAUGGCCCUCAAGCAUGCUGAAACGCAGUGGGCCAACCACACAGCCCGCCAGACAGCUGAAAUGCAGUGGUCCAGGAUCCGAGCGUGGCAGUAUUUUGUCGCUUUAAAUGCUCACAUCGAGGAGGAACAAGCCUUUGCCCGCCGGCGUGCAGAUGCUGAAAAAUUCCUCGAAGAAGCUGAGACCUACCUCAGCGAAUUUCUCCCUCCGGAUGAGGAGCCAUGCCUCAGCGCCUUUCAGCCUUUCGACCUGCCUGGUACUCCCGUAUGUUUUCACUCGUCCAGUAAAUCUGUGUCAUGUGACUUACCACAAUCCCCGACAUUCUCCCCUCAGCUUCCAGCUUCCACUUCCAAGGUCCUUGUUCAGGACGAGCUUUUGCUGAAGGACAUGAUCGAAGACUGUGUCAUGACAGAGUACCGGUUUGAAGUGCACGAUACGCUCCAAUCGAUCCUUGACUGUCUCUCUGCAGUCACUUCGACCGAAGGUCCUAUCGAACACGUUCCCGUACCAACCACUGCCGGGGAGAUUUCUAGCUCGAUGCAGGUCGACGUCGACGAAGAGGGAACCAUGUCCAAAUAGGAAAGGAGAAGCCAAGGAGAUCCCUGUAUUUUGACGCUGAAGAGCCUUCUGCAUCUCCAACCCAAGUCGCAUCUUCGUUCUCCCAGAUCACUUCCAUCUCCUCCAGUCUCGAGACCCUUCUCGCCAACUUUCAGUCCCCUACCGAGCUUGAUUCCUCUCUCUUCCACGCUCAGACCCUGUUACUGUGUCUGUCGAGCAACUCGCUUACCAAAUGCAUAUCGACCUUUCGGAGGACGUCAGUGAAGGUGCAUUCUUCCUUUGUUGUGAGUUGUGAGAAUGAGGCGUGGUAUCAUAUCAGCCGAGGCUUGAUCAUCUUGUAUCUUUUACUGUGGUAUUUAUUUAAAUCUCACUUAUGUUCUACGUAUACUUUGUUUAUGUUCGUUCAUCUUGAAUAUAAAUAUUUGCUUGGUUGCACCUGAAGCGAAC